AUGCGCACGCGCACUUGUCGGAAGGUGCUGCGGUUUAUGACAAUGGCGGAGCUGGGUGAGGCAGAUGAAGCGGAAUUGCAGCGCCUUGUGGCGGCCGAACAGCAGAAGGCGCAGUUCACUGCACAGGUACAUCAUUUCAUGGAGCUAUGUUGGGAUAAGUGUGUAGAGAAGCCAGGAAAUCGCCUAGACUCUCGCACUGAAAAUUGUCUCUCUAGCUGUGUGGACCGCUUCAUUGAUACUACCCUUGCCAUCACCAGUCGGUUUGCCCAGAUUGUACAGAAAGGAGGGCAGUAGGCCAUCUCCUGGGAACAAGACUGAAGAAGCAAAGGACUUAUUAUUAAAGUGCCAGUGGGGUAAGGAUGUCAUCUCAUUGUCAGGUCAACAUCAUGUGUUGCCAAGCUUCUUGGUGCUAAAAAGUUAACAGAUCAAAUGUUCAAAAA
Orycteropus afer afer is the source of this 440-nucleotide messenger RNA. RefSeq names its product translocase of inner mitochondrial membrane 8 homolog B (gene TIMM8B). The record is from RefSeq and is a predicted model, not a curated record. NCBI's taxonomy places the organism in Eukaryota, Metazoa, Chordata, Mammalia, Tubulidentata, Orycteropodidae.